AUGGCUACUUGUAAACAUAUUGAGAAUCAGUCUUCAAAAUUAACAGCUGAAAUUCCACUCAAUACCAAAGUGUAUAAGGAUGAUUGUAUGUACUGUUUUGAUACACCAGAGAAUAAUACUUCAGGAUUAGAUAUUUGCUUACACUGUUUUCAAUCUUUCUCCAGAGGAAAAAUCAAUCACACCCAAAAGCAUUACAAUGAUACGAAUCAUUCAUAUUACUUAAAUAUCGUAAAAGUAUUAAAGUCAGAUUUUGAUCGUAACCAACUCCCAAAGAAUGAAGAAGGUGAACGCCAUCAAAAGAUUGCCAAACUCGAAAUAAAAGAUACCAAAGAAGAAGAUGUAUAUGACAUCACUAAGUCGAUAUAUUGUUUAGACUGCAACCAAAACUUCUCGAUUGAAAAAUCACCUGAAAAUAUUCAGCGUUUGAUUGAAAACGUAUUGAAGUCUAAUUCAUCUGUUAGAGACGAUGAAAUAAAGGCUUGGGAACAAGAAGUGUUCCCGUGUGAGCAUUCUGUAGAUAUACAGCAAUUUCCCAAUGAGUCUGUUGAUUUAUCUGUUUGCGCUCAGUGUGAAUUGAAGGAAAACUUGUGGAUCUGCUUGCAUUGUGGGAUAAUUGGAUGUGGGAGACAACAAUUCGGCUCUGCAUUGCAAGGGAAUUCUCACGCUUUGAAGCAUUACGAGCUUUCGGGACAUCCAGUUGCCAUUAAGUUAGGUUCCCUAUCGGCUGAUGAUGUAAACAACUGUGACUGUUAUUGCUACCAAUGUCAGGAUGAAGUGAAGGUAAAUGAUCUUAACGAAAAGCUCUUGAAGUAUGGCAUUGAUUUGGCUAAGUCAGUUAAAACAGAAAAAAACUUAAUUGAAUUGAAUUUAGAUCAAAAUUUAAAUUGGGAGUUUAAACUUGAUGGUGCUAAUGGUGAAAAAUUAGAACCUGUUUUUGGUAAGGACUUAACUGGUUUUCAAAACUUAGGUAAUUCAUGUUAUUUGAACUCCGUAUUGCAAGCUCUAUUUAGUCUACCAAGUUAUCAAGAAUAUUUUGCUGUGAAAGAAUUUCCGAGUUACAAAGAAAUACAAGAUCCUUCUAAGGAUCUACUUAGUCAGUUGAUUAAAGUACAUGAUGGACUUCUUUCUGGGCGUUAUUCAAAACCAAAUUCUAUUAAAGGAGAUGAUUAUCAAUUAGGUAUCAAGCCUUCUACUUUUAAAUCAUUAAUUGGGGAAAAUCAUCCAGAAUUUAAAACCCAGAAACAACAAGAUGCUUUUGAAUUUUUAUUGUAUUUGUUAGAUAAAAUUGAUAAUGAAUUUGGCCUAAAUUUAAAUAAGCCUAUGAAGUUUUUGAUGGGAAGUAAGGUAGUAUGUUCUAAAUGUUUACAUGGCAAUGUUAGCCAUGAAUUAAUAGAUAAUGUCUCAGUACCUAUUGAUGAUGAAAUAGAAAGUGUCGAUGCAGAAACUGGUAAAAAGACUUACAAAGAAACCAAUAUUGCGGAUAGUUUUAAAAAUUAUUGUGCAGAGGAAGUUGUGGAAGGUUUUAAAUGUGAUAGUUGCAACUCACCUACUUCUACUGCUAUCAAAUCUACUGGAUUUAAGACAUUUCCUGAUGUUCUUGUUGUAAAUGCAAGAAGAAUUAAGCUUGAGAAUUGGGUUCCAGUAAAAGUAGAUGUACCGAUUUCAAUCCCAGGCUCAAUUGACUUGUCUCUGUUUAAGGCACCGCAAGCAGCAUCUGGAGAAACAAUAACUAGUAAAGACGAAAAUGAGAGCAAUUCUAAAGAAUUUGUUCCAAAUGAAGAGAGUUUGUCAAUGUUGUUAAGUAUGGGCUUCCCUGAGGUGAGGUGUAUUAAAGGUUUAUAUAAUACUGGUAAUAACAAUGCCGAGGACGCCAUGAAUUGGAUAUUGGCUCAUAUGGAUGAUAUUGAUAUCGAUGAACCUUUCACGCCUACUGAUAGCAAUACUUCAUCAACUGAACCAUCACAAGACUCGAUUGAUAACUUGGUUUCCAUGGGAUUUUCCAAUCAAUUGUCCAAAAAAGCAUUAAUUCUUAAUAAAAAUGACAUCAACGCCGCUGUUGAAUGGCUAUUUUCCAAUCCUGAUGAUGACGGCGUGAUUGAAGAUUCCAAACCAAUAGUUAACGUUGCUCAAGAAUGCAGAGAAAUUACACAAGAUUUACUCGAAAAUCCACCAACUAAUAAUGGCAAAUAUGACGUGAAAGCGGUUAUUUGUCACAAAGGUUCUUCACCCCACACUGGCCAUUAUGUUGUCUACAUUAAAAAAUUCAUCAAUAAUGAAACAAAAUGGGUAUUGUUCAACGAUGAAAAAGUUGUUGUUUGUGAUGAUGCUAGUAUCUCAGAUAUUAAAGAGAAUGGUUAUAUCUAUGUUUUUGAAAAGAAGUAA
Debaryomyces fabryi is the source of this 2382-nucleotide messenger RNA. Its product is annotated as ubiquitin-specific protease. Gene Ontology annotation, biological process: protein deubiquitination. Lineage: Eukaryota; Fungi; Ascomycota; Pichiomycetes; Serinales; Debaryomycetaceae. The record is from RefSeq and is a predicted model, not a curated record. The transcript has a single exon. Gene Ontology annotation, molecular function: protein binding; zinc ion binding; cysteine-type deubiquitinase activity. Bases 1 to 2382 code for a protein of 793 amino acids. Gene Ontology annotation, cellular component: cytosol; nucleus.